AUGCAGGUCACCGAGCCGCGAACCCUGCUCCUGCUGCUCUCGGGGUCCCUAGCCCUGACCGAGACCUGGGCGGGCUCCCACUCCCUGAGGUAUUUCUACACCGCCGUGUCCCGGCCGGGCCUCGGGGAGCCCCGCUUCAUCACCGUCGGCUACGUGGACGACACGCAGUUCGUGCGGUUCGACAGCGACGCCCCGGAUCCGAGGGUAGAACCGCGGGCGCUGUGGGUGGAGCAGGAGGGGCCCGAGUAUUGGGAUCAGGAGACUCAGAGAACCAGAGAUACCGCACAGUUUUUCCGAAUGAGCCUGAACACCCUGCGCGGCUACUACAACCAGAGCGAGGCCGAGUCUCACACCCUCCAGGAGAUGUAUGGCUGCGACGUGGGGCCGGACGGGCGUCUCCUCCGCGGGUAUGACCAGUUCGCCUACGACGGCAGAGAUUACAUCUCCCUGAAUGAGGACCUGCGCUCCUGGACCGCGGCGGAGACGGCGGCUCAGAUCUCCAAGCACAAUGCUGAGGCGGCCGGUGAUGCGGCGCGUGUGAGGAACUAUCUGGAGGGCAAGUGCGUGGAGUGGCUCCGCAGAUACCUAGAGACAGGAAACGACACGCUGCUGCGCGCAGACCCUCCAAAGGCAUGUGUGACUCAUCACCCCAUCUCUGACCGUGAGGUCACCCUGAGGUGCUGGGCCCUGGGCUUCUACCCUGAGGCGAUCUCACUGACCUGGCAGCGUGACGGGGAGGACCAGACUCAGGACAUGGAGCUUGUGGAGACCAGGCCUUCAGGGGAUGGAACCUUCCAGAAGUGGGCAGCCCUGGUGGUGCCUUCUGGAGAGGAGCUGAGAUACACAUGUCAUGUGCAGCAUGAGGGGUUCCAGGAGCCCCUCACCCUGAGAUGGGAACCUCCUCAGCCCUCCGUCCUCAUCAUGGGCAUCACUGUUGGCCUGGUUCUCAUGGUCAAUGGAGCUGUGGUGACUGGAGCUGUGAUUUGGAGGAAGAAGUGGUCAGGUAGCAAAAGGAGGGAGGGAUCUGAGUUUUCUUGCUGUGACAGUGCCCUGGGCUCUGAUGUGUCUCUCACGGUUCCUAAAGCUGCAUCUGAGUGUGUCUGUGCUCCUAUUAGCAUAAGAUGA
Rangifer tarandus platyrhynchus (Svalbard reindeer) is the source of this 1125-nucleotide messenger RNA. The record is from the annotation of a GenBank genome assembly. Lineage: Eukaryota; Metazoa; Chordata; Mammalia; Artiodactyla; Cervidae.